This is a messenger RNA of Coccidioides posadasii C735 delta SOWgp, 1103 nucleotides long. RefSeq names its product Mediator of RNA polymerase II transcription subunit 18 (gene SRB5). Gene Ontology annotation, biological process: termination of RNA polymerase II transcription; regulation of transcription by RNA polymerase II. Gene Ontology annotation, molecular function: transcription coregulator activity. NCBI's taxonomy places the organism in Eukaryota, Fungi, Ascomycota, Eurotiomycetes, Onygenales, Onygenaceae. The record is from RefSeq and is a predicted model, not a curated record. Gene Ontology annotation, cellular component: core mediator complex; mediator complex.
ACAUAACACGUCCGGCACCACGCGCGGACGGACGGUGGAUCACAUGCACGAACACUCGCUGUUCGCCUCAGUCCCCGCUGCCCAGCACCAUGACCUCCUGCAGCAGCUGGCUGGCGUGACUGCCAUGCAGCCAAACCGAAUCUACGAACGACGUCUGGUAUUCAAGCCAUACAGAAAGCCGGGGUAUCUUAAACCUCGACCCGGGGGCAGCCAAGAUGUCCAGGCCCCCGAAGUUCAGAGGCUGAAUAAGAUGCUCAACGGUGGCCUCUACCACGUCCAGGUUGUGGGUGAGGUCAAACUUACUGAUUUCGGCACGCAUCCUUCCAUCGUCGAUGCUACGAUGGGGGGAACGGAUUUCGGAAAUCAACACCAGAAUGAAUACGAUAUUUCAAAUCAAUCAUGGAGGAUAGAGUUCAAGGAUAUCCCAGAUGCUGGCACUGGGUCUGCCGUGACUUCGAGACUAAUUAGCACUUCGAGGGUUCCGUAUGGCGAUAUUGUUCCAGUUAUGAAAGCUUGGGGUUACGAUUAUGUGUCAGAAUAUGUCCUCGAAGGCGACAUGUUCAUCCUCGAUGAUACCGUAAUACUGCUGCAUCGGAUACUCAAUUUCCCCGCCAAACAUCAUCUCCAAGGUUUACCGGCCUUCUAUCUCCCGCCUCUGCAGGAAAUGGUUCCACUGGACUCAACUGGCGGAUACCUACUACAGGCAUCGAUAACUGUGCAGGAUAGUGGCAAUCCAGACCUGAUGAAGGCAACAACGCAGCGACUUCUCGGAUUGAAAGAACAUCUAAAAUCAGCUGUGAGGCUCGAAUCCGCGGAUAGACUCUCUUUAGACACGAGAGUGAAAUGAUCCCCCGGAGUGACUUGCACGUGAUUGCAGCGGAUUUGCAUGUGAGUUAAAGAGGGAUGUUUGGACAUCUUCCGCGGGGCAGCAUCCUUAGCCAUGAUGUCAAGUUGGAAAGUCUACUCAAUCACUGCAUAGCGUUAUAGAUCUUUUCGAUUAUGAGAACGUAUACAUACCUCCUGCACUCCAUAGAUUGCUAGUUGAUUGGUUAAUCAGCGUUAGCUACGGCUGAGGAAUCCCUGGAUCUUACUUCAAUACAUUC